This is a messenger RNA of Glossina fuscipes, 3163 nucleotides long. RefSeq names its product probable serine/threonine-protein kinase DDB_G0276461 (gene pxb). The transcript has 4 exons. Lineage: Eukaryota; Metazoa; Arthropoda; Insecta; Diptera; Glossinidae. Bases 61 to 2277 code for a protein of 738 amino acids. The record is from RefSeq and is a predicted model, not a curated record.
AGCAAAUUUUUGUUUUAAAGUUUUAUACUCAACGUUUAAAAGAUCGAAAAAAUUAAACAAAUGUGGAAAAUGUUUGACGAUAUGAUAGAAUGUAAUGAGUGUGGAGGUCCUUUGGGACCACCUCCGAAAUUUACGAUACCACCACCACCAAGGCCGCCUGCCAUAUCGGAUUAUACACCGUCGAACGCUCAUAAUUGCAACGAAGAAGAAAUGGCUUUGAAAGCGCAACAAGCCUGGGACAACGAUAUGUGCGAAGCUAUACCGAUACUCGAUGCUAGUCUUUACAGCAGUCAAUCACUGCAAACAUCAGCGAUGAUAGCUGUAUUCUCUUUACUAUUAAUUUUGGUUGUAUUGAUCUCAUCACUGUUCGUGUGGAAAAACAAACGAAAAGUGCAAAAUCUCUUGCCAUGUAAGACACCUACUCGAGGACCUCAUAUAAGCGGAGCUCUAGCUACUUUAGGUUCGGGCCAUGCGGCUGUCACCUAUGAAGAUCCAGACGCUCACUUAGGUCACCAUCGACCUCUAGUAAUGCGUCAUUAUCACAAUGCCGAGAUGUUGCAUGCCAAGAGCAUACACUAUCCAAGCGGUUAUCCUAUGACACGUUCGCCACCAUUUCUAGUAAGUUCUUCGCCUGGUCCGGAUCCUUACCGUUCGAAUGAUAAUGUCUACGAAGAAUUGGGUCCAAGUAGAGAUUCGGAUGGCGAAAGCGAGCCGCCCUUGCAUUCGGAUGAUGAUUUCGCUGAAGACGAACUUUCUUUGCCAGGCGAACGUUCUUUCAAUAAAGUUAAUAACCCAGAAAAUGCUAAUAACGCGUCCACUAUUUAUCAUGAACGUGCGCCGGCUCUAGCCACGGAUCAAAUAGGUCAAAAUUCAAAUGCCAACGCUCCUGAAAGGCACAGUGUAAUGUCAUCAUCAUCCUCCAAUCAGGAUUCUUCUACUGCCACCGCCGCCUCUUCAAGUUCCUCACACAACAACAACAACAGCAAUGGUAUUGCAUCCACUAGUAGCACUUGCGCGGCCAUAUCGUCCGGUGUGCGCACUGGUUCUGCCGGCUUGUUAACGGGAAUGUUAAGACAUACUACCGCUCGUAGUAAAUUUCACAAUUUAAAUAACGGAGCACGUAGUAAAAAUGAACGGAAACCCCCGGCCUUAGCGACAAAUCCAGACAACUUGAACACUUCCACUUCGACAACAGAACCGAAUGACAUAAGUCCCAUACAGCAACUCUACGAUAAUAGCAGUAAUUUAAUGUCUUUGGGUUACGGGCAGCAACACCAACCCGGUCACGCUUAUAAUACCGCUCAAACGCAACUUCCAGCCUAUCAUCAUCAUAGUCUGCAUCAUGUACACCUCAACAACAACCGUCAAAUGGAUCACACACCUACUAAUUUCUACAAUACCAUCGAAAGUGAAGUAGAACGUCGCAAUCGGAUUAAUGUUCAGCUAAAAAAUACCUCUGGAGUAGCCACUAUUUUCCGCGAACGAAUACAAUAUCCGGGCAGUGGACGUUAUCCUCAACAUUAUUAUGCAACGAAUGGCAGUAAUGGUUUACUAGCAAGUUCUAUGCGUGCUCGCACCAAUCCCUGUUCCAUAGAACGUAGAAGACGAGUGGCGGCAGAUACCGUAGAACCAACCUAUGGCUACGCCGAGCCAGUCUAUCAUCAUAACUAUCACUAUGAAUCCUGUAGUACGCCAUCAAGUCUACAGCAAAGAUUAGGACAAACUCUAGCUUAUCCUGCCUACAUAGUGCCCGAGUAUAGCAGUGGUAGUAUAAACAGUUUUCGUCAUACGUCAGCCGGCACAUAUCAGAAUUCUACACAAAUAUACGCGCCCGGUGAUUCUAGUUUUGGUUCCGAUUCGGGCUACAGUCAUCAUACCCCUGCCUCUUCUAUAGGGCGUCAUGACUAUGACGUUGCCAUGCCGCCCAUACCACCUGCCCCACCGGCGCCCACUCAAAAACCGCCCAGUAAACUAGCUACCGCUUUGAGUUUCAGUUGGAAUCGUAAAAAAACAAAUACCAGCAAUUUGCUGUGUUUGCAGCCAGCCGAGACUAAACAUAGAAAUGAACUGUCGAGCACUAGCCCGGCAGAAGUCUCAAGUCCCAACAACAACAGCGCCAGUUCAACGAUAACUUCAGGUCUAGAGAAUACGACUAGCACCACGAAUUCCUCAUCGUCUUGCUCGAGUGGUGCAAAUAAUCCAACUGGUAACAAUAAAAAUAACAACAAUAACAACAGUAGUAACGUCUGUGGCAGCAGUAGUCAUGGAGAGACGUGAGAGUUGAAUUGAUUGAUUUACUAUAGCGUGGGUUAACAGACAAUUCACUUGUAAAAAGGCAGUAAACGUGUCCCUCUCUACCCCGUACCCCCUUUUCCAAAACUUUAAUAAACAAUAAAAUAAACUUUUAAAAAAUUAGGGGAAAUAAACGCAACAGAAUACAACGUAUCAUUAGUGUUUAGGUGAUUUUUGUAAAUAAUUUCUGGAACAAUGAAAAUAUUAAAUUAAAUACAAAAUAAAAAGGAAUACCUUAACUGAAACGGAAAGCUAUUGUAAAUACUUUCAAUUAAAAAUUCGACAAACGAGGAGCUUUGUAUCUUUUCAUUAAGCGCAUUUAACGCAAUUUGUAUAUAGAAAAGUUUAUAUAGCCGAAGAAGAGAGCAAACGUGCAACUAUGUAACGAACGGUAAAGCAAUAAUAAACUACAAGCUACUACAAGCAAAACAGAAACUAUUUGGAAAGUAAAAUUACUAUUGUUAUCAAUCCCUAGCAUUAAUUUUUUUUUUAAAUUCCAUUUCCUUAAGAAAAACAAACUAAUGCAUAAGAAAAACUAUAUUUUGGUUUUUAGUCUAUGGCUGUAAAAGCCAAUCAAACUAAACUAAAAGUGAAAGAAGAAAACUUUAUUGUGAUUGUUAAACUAUUUUAUAGAAUUCCUUCUGUAUAUUUCUAUUUUUAGUUUGUUAGGCGUACACACACACGCACCCACCCACAACAAUACCAACUUAAUACAUUAUUAUUAUAUUAAUAAUAAUUUUUUAUGAGUUUUACUUCUUACCCAACUUCAACAAGGUCAUUAUCUUUUUAUUCUUCUUUGCCCUAAUCAUGAUUUGUUAUAUUAGUUUCUAAGUUUCGUAAAUCAGUAAACGAAAAGCAAACAAAAAGGCAA